Molecule: messenger RNA, 1866 nt
Organism: Trichoplax adhaerens
Lineage: Eukaryota; Metazoa; Placozoa; Uniplacotomia; Trichoplacea; Trichoplacidae
Exons: 16
Coding region: 1-1818 (605 amino acids)
Biological process (GO): G protein-coupled receptor signaling pathway
Cellular component (GO): cytoplasm
Molecular function (GO): guanyl-nucleotide exchange factor activity; G-protein alpha-subunit binding
Source: RefSeq, a predicted model, not a curated record
AUGGAAUCUACCACCGAUGUGAUACAACCGAUAUCAACCAAGCAAAAGAUUGAAAAAUGUAUCCAAGUAUUGAAAGACAAAAAUUUUGGAGACUGCCAGGCUUUACUAGAGGACAUAUGUGAUAAGCUAGAUAAGCAAUUCACUUUUGAUCAAGUGACAGGAAAACUUUAUCAGGAUCUGGUUAUAACGCUAUGUAAGGAAUUAAAAGCCAGCAAUGACCAUAACGAAAUCUCGUUAACGUUACGUCGCCUGAUGCUAAGCACACUACGUAUAUUUAGCCGUGAUAGAAGUGUGGCCAUGAAGUUUAGUGAUGAGACCGUUAUCAGUAUGCUUAUACAACAAAUUGGAUAUCAUACAGUAGCAGAAGAUAAUGUUAACACACCCUUGGACAGCAAUAAUGAACUAGACAACAGCGGAGCAACAACUUCAGAAGAGCCAAAUCAUGCUGGCAUUAGCGACGAUCAAAUUCAGGUUAUUAUAGAAGCUCAGAAGUGUCUAUGCAAUCUCAUUUAUCAAAAUGCUAGUGCACGAGCUGCAUUUCAGGCAAGAAAUGGGUUGGAAGGCAUCUGUAAUCAUGUACAUCAACAUGACAAGUUCCCUUAUGCUGUGAAACUAUAUGAUCUUCGUUUAUUGUUCUUAUUAUCUGCUCUCCCUCCUCUACAGAGGAGUACGCUAUUAGAGAAGUACCAAGGGUUGAAGUUAAUAAUUAAUCAAAUCUUGCGCUACAUAAGUGAAGAUGCAGGCGUGAAGAACGAUAACCCAGUGGAUCAUGAUCAACAACAAGAUGUAGCCAAUGCAUAUACAAGGAGCAAGAUCCCGCUUAGUGACGAUUGUAUGUCCUUGGUCUCUGAAAGUUUACGAAUAUUGUUCAAUAUUACUUUAGAAUUGCAAAAUCAAACAUGUAACGAGGAAGAUCUCAAACAAAUAGCUAAGCUUGUUGAGACUGUUCGAAAGUACAUUAUACAUAUAUUAACAGACCUCCCUGUUGUAUCAGUCCUCCAAAAAGAUAUUGUGAACAUAUUUGUCAACAUACCUCCAAAACUAUUAUCAGAGCUGCUAAUAUUACCAUUAAACGGCGAUGAGGAUAACAAUGAAUACGAAAUUAAGGAAACUGUUGCUUUCUGCAAUCGUAAUAUGAUAGUUGUUCAAGGCCUCUUGGAUUUCCUCCAUAGUCGGCUUCCAAACGUUGAAUUGUUGUCGCAGCAAUCAAGAGAUUCUUUAAAGCCAAUUCUAACCUUGUUAUGUUCACUGUCUCGUGCCGAUAGCUAUAUACGGAAGUACCUGAAAUUAAAGGUACUCCCGCCCAGAAAAGAUUUUACUAAGCGUCCUGAAGAAGGCAAUUCAUUAGAAAGCCGAUUAAUUGCGUUACUGACAUCUCCUUGGGAUAUCAAAAAUUUGGUUGAAGAUUUCUUAUUUGUUUUAUGCAAAGAAAAUGCUGAUCGCUUCAUCAAACAUACUGGUUAUGGUAAUGCAGCUGGAAUGCUGCUCUCACGUGGUCUACUUGCCGGUAAUCAAACUGUCGAAACGGUCAAUUACUCGUCAGAUGACACCGAUAGUGACACCGAAGAAUACAAGGAACAACAUGAUAAGAUUGAUCCAGUUACUGGUGCUAUUAAAGCAGAUAAUCAAAACAUAUUUGAAGGAAUGACAGAGGAAGAAAUUGAGAAAGAAGCAGAGCAUCUAUUCACACUGUUUAAGAAGCUAAAUGACCACGGAAUUAUACGACCGGUUGAUAGAUCUGGACAACCUAUUAAUCUACCUGACCCCAGUAUAUUUAAGAAAACCGAAAACGAGGAUUCGGAUCAAUCUGAUAGCUAGAAGCAUGAUGUAGCAGAGUCUAUCUAUUAAUAAAUAGAAUGAUUCUAU